Caenorhabditis remanei is the source of this 2304-nucleotide messenger RNA. RefSeq lists its product as uncharacterized. Gene Ontology annotation, cellular component: transcription preinitiation complex; transcription factor TFIIIB complex; nucleus. The coding region runs from base 1 to 2304 and encodes 767 amino acids. The transcript has 8 exons. Gene Ontology annotation, molecular function: RNA polymerase III general transcription initiation factor activity; RNA polymerase III type 3 promoter sequence-specific DNA binding; TBP-class protein binding. Gene Ontology annotation, biological process: transcription preinitiation complex assembly; transcription by RNA polymerase III; DNA-templated transcription initiation. The record is from RefSeq and is a predicted model, not a curated record. Lineage: Eukaryota; Metazoa; Nematoda; Chromadorea; Rhabditida; Rhabditidae.
AUGGUAAGAACGUGCUCCAAUUGCGGAAGCGCGGAAAUCGACGAAGAUGCGGCUAGAGGAGAUGCCACAUGCACAGUCUGUGGAACAGUUCUUGAAGAAUCCAUUGUUGUUACUGAAAAUCAGUUUCAAGAACGAGCUGGUGGCUCCGGACACACUUUAGUUGGACAAUUCGUUUCGGCCGAACGUGCUGCAGCUAACAACUUUAAUGGAAUGGGAUCGCAAGAAUCAAGAGAAAUGACAUAUGCGAAAGGAAGAAAAGUGAUAGAUGAGUUGGGAAGUCAGCUUCGUAUCAAUGCACAUUGUAUGAACACUGCAUUCAAUUUCUUCAAAAUGUGUGUUUCCCGAAAUUUAACACGAGGAAGAAACCGAUCAUCUGUCGUUGCUGUUUGUCUGUACAUAACUUGUCGUCUCGAAAAUACUGCACAUUUAUUGCUAGAUUUCAGUGAUGUUACACAGAUUAACGUGUUCGAUUUAGGAAGAAAUCUUAAUUUCAUUGCACGUUCUCUUCGUAUCAAUCUUCCAGCAACCGAUCCAUGUCUUUAUAUCAUUCGAUUCGCAUGUGUUCUGGAUUUUGGAGAUAAGCAAAAAGACAUUGUUACUCUUGCAACUCGUCUUGUUCAAAGAAUGAAAAGAGAUUGGAUGUCGACCGGAAGACGGCCAACUGGAAUUUGUGGAGCUGCACUUCUUAUUGCUGCCAGAUCAAUGAACUUCAAUCGAUCAAUCAAUGAUAUUGUACGUGUUGUGCAUAUCAGUGAAAGUGUCAUAAGAAAACGACUUGAUGAGUUCAGUCAAACACCAUCUGGAAGUUUAACGAUAGAUGAAUUUUCUACUGUUGAUUUGGAACAUAGCGAAGACCCACCAGCUUAUCGAGAAGCAAGACGUAGAGCUCGUGAGGAACAGUUGAGAAAAGAAGCAGAACAGGCUGAAUCAAUGAAAGAUCAAUUAGGAGAAAUGGAAGCUCACGUGGAAGCAGCGCUGGACAAAAAGAGAAAAGAGAAGUUCUCAAAAAGUCCAUAUGCGAAAUUGAUCAGUGAAGGUUUAGGUUUGGAAAAAGGUGCAGACGAAAUGGUGCGCAACGAGAUUCUCAAUUCUGUAUUUGAUGCAGUGGACGAAGAGCCAUGUUCCUCCAAUUCUCUGGAAAAGUACGAUAAAUAUCGUCCAUCUUUGGAAUCUCUCGGGAUCAAACCAUCUCAAGUUUCACAAGAAUUGCCAAGAAUAUCCAGUGUACCAGUUGGUGAUAUCGAUGAAGAAAUCUCUGAUUCAGAAAUAGAUUCAUAUAUUCUAACGGAAAGUGAGGUGGCAAUCAAAACAGAUUAUUGGAUGAAAGCAAAUGGAGACGUGAUGAAAGCUAUCGAGGAGAGAAGAAGAGAGCGUGAAGUGAAUGGAGAUGUUAAAAAGAAACGAAAGAGUACACGAAAAACGGAGACAGUUUGUACUUCCGCAGCGAGUGCUGUUGAGAAAGUGAUUGCGGAGAAGAAGUUGUCGAAUAAAGUCAACUAUGAGAUGUUGAAAGAUUUGGAGACACUGGGAGUGAAAAAGCAAUAUAAUGAAGACACCGCUGUACCGAUUCAUCAAAUGAUCAAAGUUGAAUCAUUGGCUGUCACUCCAGAAAAUAUGACAAAAAGUGAGAGAAUGGCCCGUGUCAAAAAUCUGAGAACCGCAUCGGGAGGGUCUGCAAUUGAAAGACUACGUAAUGCAUUCAAUCUGAAAGAAGAAGUUCUUGAUGUGGUUAAAACUCCUACGAAAACCCCUGCACAACCACUCAUUCUAAAGAAAGAAGUUACCGAUUCUCCAGCUGUUUCUUCCAACUCCGAAGUUACUGUUGUAGCCGAGAAGCCAUCAGCAGUCCCGCCAGCCAAAUCAAGAUAUUCAAAAAUGAAACCAAUUAUUGGAGCAAAGAAACUCGCUUCGCUAGCUGAUGUUAAGAAUGUCCCACAACUCACUGAAACCUCAAAACCGAUCGAAGCUCCUCCUCCAACUGAAACACAAGCUCCUGUCGAUUCGGUUCCGUCGAAACCAACUAUCAAAACUGAAGUUAAAAACCCAACAAAGGUUGUAAGCUCAACGCCUGAGGUCAGCAAAGAACCAGUGGUUAUCAAUACUAAAACUGAAAGUUCUCAUGUUGAACCACAACCAUCCACAUCGUCUGAGCCAGCUGUUGAAACGAAACCAGCUGUGACUGUCAAAUCGAGAUAUGCAAAGGCAAAGCCUAAUGUCAAGUUGACAAAGCCAAAGACUGCUGCUACUGAAGCUGUGAAAGAGACCGCGUCUGGAGAACCAACCGCCAAGCGAGCCAAGAGUUGA